This is a messenger RNA of Crotalus tigris (Tiger rattlesnake), 5957 nucleotides long. It is a transcript of the gene PGM5, whose product is annotated as phosphoglucomutase 5. Gene Ontology annotation, cellular component: adherens junction; sarcolemma; cytosol. The record is from RefSeq and is a predicted model, not a curated record. Gene Ontology annotation, biological process: myofibril assembly; striated muscle tissue development; carbohydrate metabolic process. NCBI's taxonomy places the organism in Eukaryota, Metazoa, Chordata, Lepidosauria, Squamata, Viperidae. Bases 631 to 2334 code for a protein of 567 amino acids. The transcript is spliced from 11 exons. Gene Ontology annotation, molecular function: magnesium ion binding; phosphoglucomutase activity.
CCCGCCCAGAGCUCUCUUUUAGCUGAUCCUAACGAGCAAUCCCAACCAGCAAGGCGAGAAGCGCGCCAGGCUGAUCUAUCUAUAAAGGGCUGGGGCGGCUUUGUGCAAAAUAGAAAGCUGGAGGACUGACAGGAUGUGAUCCUCUGGAACAAAUGUCUUUUACACACAGAGAGAGAGAGAGACGCCCCAGCCUCUAGUUACAUCUCUGGCAGCGCCCAACAACUCUCAGCUUCGCUUACCGGAGUUAUUACUGGCCGAGGCGGCCGCCUGCAAAGAGGCUUUGGCAGCCCCCUCGUGUCCUUCUUCGAAAAGGGCAGCUGGCUCGUCCCGGAGGACAUUGCAGAGUGGGAGAGCGCGGGCAGGGCGGCUGCGAGCGCUCCGGGCGGGAAGAAGCCUCGGCUUUUCGUUUUCCUGAAGCGAAUUUGCUCUCGGCAUCAUGCACAGCUACAGGACGGCGAAGCAGAACCAGGAUUAAGGCGGGAAAAGAGGCGCGGUGGGGUGGCUGGGCAGGGCGGGGCGGCGCUGGGAACUCAUCCUUCUCCCGAAGGGAGAGCCCCGGGCAGAAGCAUCGCCACGCCGACCGAAGGAAGCUCCUAGCCGAGAUCCCGUGCGGGCUAGAAGCCGAGCGCCAUGGAGGGGAGUCCGAUCCCGGUACUCACGGUGCAGACGGUCCCGUACGAGGACCAGAAGCCGACGGGCGGCGGAGGGCUGAGGAGACCCACCGCGAUCUUCGAGGGGCAGCGCAAUUACUUGCCCAACUUCAUCCAGAGCCUGCUCUCCUCCAUCGACCUGCGCGACCGUCAGGGCUGCACCAUGGUGGUGGGCAGCGACGGCAGGUACUUCAGCAAGACGGCCAUCGAGGUGGUGGUGCAGAUGGCGGCAGCUAAUGGGAUCGGAAGAUUGAUUAUUGGGCAAAAUGGCAUUUUAUCUACUCCUGCUGUGUCCUGCACUAUCAGAAAGGUCAAAGCUGCUGGGGGGAUUAUUCUCACAGCUAGUCACUGUCCUGGAGGACCUGGAGGAGAAUUCGGAGUAAAGUUUAACAUUGCCAAUGGAGGUCCAGCUCCAGAUGUUGUUUCUGAUAAAAUUUAUCAGAUCAGCAAAACCCUUGAAGAAUAUGCCAUUUGCCCUGAUUUGAGAAUUGAUUUGUCUCGGUUGGGAAGACAAGAGUUUGAUCUGGAGAAUAAAUUCAAGCCUUUCCGGGUUGAGAUAAUAGACUCUGUGGAGGUUUACCUUAAUCUUCUGCGGACCAUCUUUGAUUUCAGUUCUAUUCGAGGCUUGCUAACCGGGCCCAACCAACUUAAGAUCAGAAUUGAUGCCAUGAAUGGAGUGAUGGGCCCCUAUGUCCGGAGAAUCCUGUGUGAUGAAUUGGGAGCUCCAGCUAAUUCUGCGGUUGAUUGUGUCCCUCUGGAAGAUUUUGGUGGCCAGUACCCUGAUCCAAACUUAACAUAUGCAACUUCCUUGUUGGAAGCAAUGAAAGGAGGAGAGUACGGAUUUGGAGCUGCAUUUGAUGCUGAUGGGGACCGUUACAUGAUUCUAGGUCAAAAUGGAUUUUUUGUUAACCCUUCAGAUUCCCUGGCCAUUAUUGCAGCAAAUCUCCAUUGCAUUCCAUAUUUUCGUCAGAUGGCUGUGCGAGGGUUUGGUAGGAGUAUGCCUACCAGCACUGCCUUGGACAGGGUCGCAAAAUCAAUGAAAGUACCGGUGUAUGAAACACCGACAGGAUGGAGGUUCUUCUCAAAUCUGAUGGAUUCUGGUCGAUGCUCCCUGUGUGGAGAAGAAAGUUUUGGCACUGGAUCUGACCACAUCCGAGAGAAAGAUGGACUUUGGGCUGUUUUAAUUUGGCUCUCAAUCAUGGCAGCUCGAAAGCAGGGUGUGGAGGAAAUUGUUAGAGAUCAUUGGACAAAAUUUGGCCGCCACUACUUUUGCAGAUUUGAUUAUGAAGCACUGGAUCCUAGAAUGGCAUACUACAUAAUGAGAGACCUGGAAGCCUUGAUCACCGACAAAUCUUUCACUAAUCAACAGUUUGCUGUUGGAAACAAUGUUUACACUGUGCAGAAAGCAACCAGCUUUGAAUACGUGGAUCCCGUAGAUGGCACUGUGACCAAAAGACAGGGGUUGAGGAUUAUGUUCACUGAUGCUUCCAGACUCAUCUUUAGAUUAAGUGCUUCGAGCCAUGUGCGAGCCACCCUCAGAAUCUAUGCGGAGAGCUAUGAAAAAGAUCCUAGCAAGCAUGAGAAGGAGCCACAGGCAGUUCUGAGUCCACUCAUCGCCAUCGCGCUGAAAAUAUCUCAGAUUCAUGAGAGGACAGGUCGUAAGGGUCCUACGGUCAUCACCUGAAGGAGGAUUGCUGACUCAGGGCCAACCAUGGAAGGACAAGGAAGAAUGAAGGCAUUGCUCAAGCACACCAGUUCUUUUGUGCCUUAUAUUAGUCUAAGGGCUUGAGGGCAGUUGGGGGGAGGGGGGGGGUGGACAAAAUUCAUUUUGAAUUUCAUUGUUAAGAAAAACAUGCACUUGUCUAUUAUAGCUUCAGCCUCUUCUUGUGGUGCAAAUAAUCAAAACCAGGGCUCUCUGAACAGAUGUGUUCAGAAGAGAUGAUUAAAAAAGAUUCCUGUGUUUGCAUUUGCAAGGCGAAAAUAGGCUACAUGUUUCCUUAGCUCAGGGGUGUCAAACUGCCGGCCUGCAGGCCAGAUGCAUCAUAGCGAAACCGCACCCACCCCAUUGCCGGCAAUGGCAAAAAAGUCACAAUACGUCAAGAAACGUCACAGGACAUUGCGAGUUUGACACCCCUGCCUUAGCUAGUGCUGGCUGAAAAACAUAGAUUUUUGGUAAUAGUGUUUUAUAAAUCUCCCAUCAUAAUUUAAAAAGAAAGCACUCUUAUGAUAGUCAAGGACAUCUUUAAAACCUCAAAAAUAAAAUAUUAUUCUUGGGUUACCUUAUUUUCUAAACCCAUCUGGUAGUUAUGAUGGAUUGAUUUUGAAUUAAAAUACAGGGCUCGCUCUUCAGAUGGUUGACGUCCCAGAGGGUGGAACAACUUAGAAUGUCAGUAAUUUUGUCCUUUCUGAGACAAAGAAUUUGUGUAAUACAAUGAACCACAAACUAGCCAAUCACAUUUUGACCUAGUGGCUUUGUGACCCUGGUCUGUGUGGUUAAUUUAUGGUUCAGUAAUUUCUGCAAAUUUUGAAAAUUAAGUAAACUAUGAGUUAAUCAUGAAUAAGUUCGUGUUGUGUGAACAUAGCCAUUGAAUCCAAGAAAUGCAGAAUCAUGAGCAGAAUCCGCAGGUGGGGCUAUUCUAAUCUGUGUUAGAGGUUACAAAUAUGUAGCUCAACAGGUUUAUUUGGAAAUAGGUCCUCUGAGUGCCUUAAAAUAUAAUCUUCCAUAAAUAUGCCUAAUUCUGCAGCUUUAUCCUGAGAUUUUAGUUAGCCGAUUAUCUUUUUCAAAGCAUGCUGGCAAUUGCCACUCCUAAUUUCUCAGCUCAAGUUUUAAGACUAACGAGUACAAUUUUAUGCACCAGCUGCUACAUUUAUACACACUUUAUGUAUUAAAUCUUACGUAUUUAAAUGGAAAAAUGAGAAAUUAUCUUGCAGCAAUCUGUUUGGCAAACAGCUUUCAUGUUUUGUUCAUGUCUGCUGUUACUCCUAACUACCAUCACCAGCAUAUCUGGUUUGUGUGUGUGGUCUCUCUGCUUGUAGUUUAAAAAUGGGACUGCUUUUUUUCUACUUAUUUCUUCAUCCACCUUCUAAUCGGAUUCAACUCUAUGCAGCUUCAGUUUAAGAUAAAUGCCUUUUGCUAUUAGCUGAUGAAGAUUUCUAUUGUGGAUUUAUCUCCUACUGUGCAGCUAGCUUGACAGUGAUCCCUCCCCUUUGGUUAUCAGUUUCUGUUUUUAGAAGUAAAUCUUUAGACUACUUCCCUCUCACUCGUCUGCAUGUUCACUAUCGUUCUCUCAUAUACGAAUAUUUAAUUAAAAUUAAUUUAAUUCAAAAUCUUUAAAAAAUACCUUUCAAGAUAUAUUUAUGUUCCACUUUUUAAAAGGGCUAGUUAUCACAGCAGAGUUCCAACUUUUAUACAGAUGGAUCAGCUGAUUCUUUAAAAAAAACACUAUUCAUAAGAGACAAUAAAAAAAAUAAAAAGGAAACUAUUCCUUUCCCAGAGCCAAUACCCAGAUAAGCAGGGAUUGACAUCAGACAAACAAUCCAGCAGAAAACAAUACCCUAAUCAAGUAAAUACCAAGGAGAAAACCACAUGCCCUCCAACCCUGGCAGGGCAUGAACAGGCAGAAAAACCACAUUCACUGAUGACGAUGGUGAUGGUGAUGUUAUCUAGUUGGGUAAUGAAAUGUCUGCAAGCAAACAGAGAGGAUCAAGGACUCCACAAACGUAUUAAUUUGGAUAAGGUGGAGAAAAUAGGUCUGUGUGGUGUGUUCCAUUGUCAUGCACUGAUUUAUAAUCAUAAUUCAGAAAGUUGGAAGUGCUGUUUGGUUAUUGCAAAUGUGUGACAAUUGAAUAUCACAUUUAAUGACAGAGAUGGCAUAAUCUUUCUUUUAAGGACUGUAUGCUCUUAUAUAGUUGGAAAUACAUAGUGGAAUUUAAUUCUUUUGUAUGUGAAUAUGACUCGACAAAUUAGGAUUCUGCUACUGAAUCCAUCCCCGUAUAACAUUAAAAUAUUUAAAUGUUAUGUCAUGUUGGAAGUGUAAGAUUCCUGCUUCUAUAUAUUCCUUAUCAACAUCUCUGAAACAUUACAUUGGAAACCAUUUUUAAAAAACCCAUCACUUUUUUACAGCAGAUAAUUUCCUCAACUUUGCAAGUGGAAUUUUGGAUCUUUUCAAGCUAAAGCAGCACAAAACCUGGUUUUCAUAUCUAAAACAAGGGUGCCCAACCUUGGCAACUUUAAGAAUUGUAGACUUCAAUUCCCAGAAUUCCCCAGCCACCCAGAAUUCCCCAUUCUGGAUAGAAAAAUCUGACAGUUGAAAUCUACACGUCUCGUAGUAGCCAAGAUUGGACACCCCUGCUCUUAAAACCUCAAAUGGUAGAAGAAAGCUGAAAAAAAAGGAAAGCAGGAAGACAGUGGAAACAGCUGGCAUUGGAAUUAAAAUGUACUGUUUUGCAUAACUCUGGACAAAGAAAUUAAAAUUCCAUUUUCCAAGUUUUUUCUUUUAAUCAAGAGACAGGGCUUUGGGGUGCAUGAGAGUGUAUGGAGCUGAAGAGGGAAAGUUUCCCAACUAAAACACCAUCUAGGUUGUUCGUGGAACUGUAAUAGAGGUUUUAGAAAUAGUUGCCUAGUUCAGUUAAUGAAAAGCUUGCCCAAUGUCUUACUAAAAAGUCAGGGAAUAAUAUGGCAGGGGAAGGAGGCUUGCUCAGUGAAUGCUAGGAUAUUGAAAAGCGUUUCUGAGUUUGUAAAACAGGGGUGUCCAACCUUGGCAACUUUAAGACUUGUGGACUUCAACUCCCAAAAUGCUGACUGGGGAAUUCUGGGAGUUGAAGUCCACAAGUCUUAAAAGUUGCCAAAGUUGGACACUCCUGUUUUACAAACUCAGAAACAAGUCUGCAAAGCUCCAUCCAUAGCACAAAAUUGUGACAUAAAACUUCUAAAUGUCACUAAUUCAAAUAUUUUUCUUCUUGGGAAGCUGAGGUAUGACUGUUAGUCAUUACAGUGGCUUUUGUGCAAUCUGAAACGUUCAUAGUCUAGUAACAUUGCAAUGGCAAGCCUUCCUUUUUAGUGCAAUCUUGAAUGCUGCUGUGUUUUAAGUAACUGACUUGGAUUCUUUGAUAUGUGUCAAAACUUACUAUGACAUUUAAUAAACUGCUGUGUCAUAUAUGCCUUGCAUGAAAUCGCUGAUGGAACACAACUUGCUCUAAUGCAACAGGUUUUUCUUUAAAGCUGUGUCUAGGUAAAUGAGGCACUGAUUUAUCUUUGCACAGUGUUUUAUUGCAGUAUUAUUAAACAGAUUUUUUGUAAGUCAAAUA